Mesorhabditis spiculigera is the source of this 1392-nucleotide messenger RNA. The record is from the annotation of a GenBank genome assembly. NCBI's taxonomy places the organism in Eukaryota, Metazoa, Nematoda, Chromadorea, Rhabditida, Rhabditidae.
AUGCGGUGGCUCGGGUUGAUAUGCAUAUUUUUCAGCGGAAUGGCUUUUGGACAGCCAUUCGCCAACCUCGAACAAACCCUCGUCCAUAUUGACAUGAAAGGCUCCGCACCCCGGCCAGGCUACCUGAAGCAACUAUUGACGAUUUUCGAGCAGCUAGGAGCUACGGGGAUCGUUUUGGAGUGGGAGGACAUGUUUCCGUAUACGGGUUCCCUCUCCAACUACAUCAAUGGAUACGCUUAUUCUCUCGCCGAGGUCGAUGAUGUCUUAUCACAUGCUCAACAGCUCGGCCUCCAAGUUGUCCCCCUCGUUCAGACCCUAGGCCACGCUGAAUGGAUACUAAAAGCCGAGGAGAAUGUCCAGAUUCGAGAGGAUCCGCAAUUUCCGAUGGUGUUCUGCAUCGGAGAUUCUCGGGCGAGGCAACUCAUCAAGGACAGCGUGCAGCAGGUCGCGAAGAUACACGCCAAGUACGGGAUGAGGUUCUUCCAUAUCGGGGCUGAUGAGGCUUAUCAGAUGGGCGAAUGCCCGCAGGACGUGGCGCUCCUAAAUACGUCUCGAUACCGUAACGACACGAAACGGCUGGUGUUUGAUCAUAUGAAGACUGUGGCAGAAAUUGUUACUACAGUACACCCCAGUGUAAAGGUGCUCGCCUGGUUCGACGAGUUCAAAACGGCCGACCCGUCGAUGCUCAAGGAGUUCGGCCUGGACGGGCUGAUCGAACCGGUCGUCUGGAAGUACACUGAUAAUUUGGACUACUACCUACCCGCCGGAAUGUGGCGGAAUUUGUCGACGGUAUUCCCGAAUGUAUGGGGGGCGAGUGCGUACAAAGGAGCGAACGGAGCCGAUAAGAUGGAUAAUGCGAUGAAGCCGUAUUUGAAGAAUAAUCAGGAAUGGUUCGUCCAAACAAUGAAGCACAGCGAGCAGUUCUCCACUUUUCGAGGCAUGAUUUUGACUGGGUGGUCGAGAUACGAUCACUUCGCUGUUCUCUGCGAGACGAUGCCGACCUCUAUGAUGUCGUUGGCUGUGAAUUUGCAGAUUAUCACAAAUUAUGUCGUAACCGAACGAGCGGCAAUGCACAUCAUGAAAACGUUAAAAUGCCCGCAGGGGACGACGCUAGAUGACGUGACGAAGAAUCAGGAUAAAUGCCACUAUCCCGGCUACCGUGUCCGCGAAGAGAUUCGAGCGUUCGAGCGUCUCGUCGUGUACUAUGAGAACGCAACGUGGAUCCAGAACCGAGAGAGAGGAUGGCUGAGGAUGGCACAACAAGUCACCGGGCAUUCUAAUCCCUAUUAUGUUGACGUCCUCGCAACUACAUACUCCAAAAUUCUGGCCUCACUGGAUACCUUAUUAGCAAAUCUAAAGUACGCUACGAAACCCCUGACACCCGCCAUAUUU